UAAAAAUAAUCUCAUUUCUCUGAAACUCUAUUCUCCCCCAGCCACACCAUCACCGAUGCAUAAAUAUGCACCCUUUGGUCUCUGUUGCCUAACAUCUUCCCAUCUCCUUCCUCUGUCUCUCCCUAACUGUUACCAGCUCCAAUGGGGAAUGCAGCAUCCUGUGCUGCUUCAAUCAUCUCAAAUGGAGCAAUAAAGGUCCUAUUCUGCAAUGGGAGUACUCAUAUCUACACAAAACCAGUUAAGGCGGCAGAUCUAAUGCUAGACAACCCAGGACACUUCGUCUGUGAUUCUACCACCCUAAAGGUGGGGUACAGGAUCCAUGGACUGACGGCAGAGGAAGAGCUGGAGCGGCGGCAACUCUACUUUCUUCUUCCCAUGGAGCUGCUCUACUCGGUGCUGACACACGAGGAGAUGAGCUCACUCAACUAUAAGGCUACGAAGGCGCUAAAAUAUGCCAGCUUUAAUAACCUCGGGAAGAUCUUUCCAGUGUGUAUGUUUCCGUCAGAUGCCAAGACGUCGGAAAAAAUGGCCGGUAGUACUUCGGUGGAUUCUGUGGAGAGGUAUGUGAAGCAGAGAUCUUGGAAGCCUGCAUUGGAGACUAUAGUUGAAACUGCUAGCUAGCAGGCAAUGAUUAUUUUCCCUUUUUUCUUUUUCCUUUUUUAAUUUUACAGCUUAAUUUGUUUGAGAUGGUUAGUUGUAGAGAAAGAGAUUGGAGAUUAUGAUAUUUUCUAGUAUUUUGGGUUAUUCAGCUAUUUUCAUCUUUGCUAGAUAGAAUUAAACAGUAUAAUAUUGA
Rubroshorea leprosula is the source of this 793-nucleotide messenger RNA. The record is from the annotation of a GenBank genome assembly. Lineage: Eukaryota; Viridiplantae; Streptophyta; Magnoliopsida; Malvales; Dipterocarpaceae.